AACACUUAUUGCGUUAUAGAGCCUAAGUUAUAAGUACGGAGUUCUUUGAAACGAGAUAAUGUUUGUUUUUAAAGCUUUUGUCUUUGUUUUAUUUGUUAGUUUUGUUGUGGAAGCUGUUCCUGUUGUUUUUAAAGAAUCAACUCCUAAUGGUGAAUCAAUAGUAGCUAUAUCAUCAUCUGACCCAAACGUUGAGAAGUAUUUCACUCAGCAGUUUGCUACUAGAUCUGGCUUCAAGCGAGUUGAUGAUGAAGAGCAGAAUCGUCCAUUCAACAACCAGGGUCAAGUGCCUCAGGGUACAGUACAUUCCAGCUACAGUAUAGCUGUUCCCGGGAAAGCCGUGGCUGGAGCAGGCAGAAGCUUCGCGUCAGCUUCAAGUGGACCAUUCUUCCCACUCUUCGCCUUCCCCAUAAUUCCCGACAGUUAUGGAUUCAACAACUUCGGUCCCAAUGACUGGGUCCAAAAUGUUGAAGGCUUCUACAACCCCAGUUUCCCUGGGAAUAGUCAAGUAAAUAGUGCUACUGCUAUCAAUGACAAUGGACACAUUUAUGGGAAUGUUAAUUCAGUUUCGUUUGAUAAUAGGAAAAAGCCUAGUGAUGGUUUUGAUAAGCCAGCUGAAAGAUCAGAUAGCAGAGACAAAAAUGUAAACAGUUACAAUAAAAAACAAGUAGCGUAGACCCUUUUGAUAACAAUGAGAGAUACGGUAACAAUUAUUAAAAUGUGUGAUUUUUUUAAUGAUAUUUUUUCGCAUGUUUAAUUGGACAAUAGAACUACUGAAUGGGCUGAGGACAGUUUUAUGUAAUAAACACGAUUUAAAAAUCAA
Molecule: messenger RNA, 820 nt
Organism: Helicoverpa zea (corn earworm)
Lineage: Eukaryota; Metazoa; Arthropoda; Insecta; Lepidoptera; Noctuidae
Exons: 2
Coding region: 59-673 (204 amino acids)
Source: RefSeq, a predicted model, not a curated record